Messenger RNA from Aspergillus wentii DTO 134E9, 1008 nucleotides. Its product is annotated as phosphoglycerate mutase family protein. NCBI's taxonomy places the organism in Eukaryota, Fungi, Ascomycota, Eurotiomycetes, Eurotiales, Aspergillaceae. Gene Ontology annotation, molecular function: phosphatase activity. Bases 1 to 1008 code for a protein of 335 amino acids. The record is from RefSeq and is a predicted model, not a curated record. Gene Ontology annotation, cellular component: cytoplasm. The transcript has 4 exons.
AUGGCUGGAUCUCAUUCUUCCGAGUUUCAUUUGAGAUUAUCCAAUGUUGAAGGUUUCUUUCUACAGGAUGAACCGACAACUGAUCCUAGUAGCUUUGACUAUGUCAAAUCCAACUUUGGUCUCAUCUCUCGUAGCUACGGCUCUGAUUCUGAGUCGGACCCAACUGGUCAAAAAACGCAAUGGGAGCGAUUCGCGGAUCAAAUCAACGCAUUGAACCGCGAUAGUCCGCCAGGCACCUCCUACAGAGUCCUCUACCUUGGCCGACACGGUGAAGGGUUCCAUAAUGUUGCCGAGCAGCGAUACGGAACCGACUUGUGGGAUUGUUACUGGUCCCUUCAAGACGGCGACGAAAAUGGAACCUGGGUUGAUUCUCGUCUUACUGCGGUUGGUAUAUCGCAGGCAGAAACCGCGCACAAGGCAUGGGAGAAGCAGAUUGAGCAGAAUAUCCCCCCUCCGCAGUCUUACUACGUGAGUCCGAUGAAUCGGUGUCUCGCUACGGCGACUGUUACUUUCAAGGGGUUGAAGAUGCCGCUUACGGAGCCUUUCCAGCCUACCAUUAAAGAACUCCUCCGCGAAACAAUAGGCCUGCACACCUGUGACAAACGCUCCCCCAAAUCCACCAUCGAAGCCGAAUACCCGCUCUUCAAAAUCGAGCCUAGCUUCAGCGAAGAAGACCCCCUAUACGACUCUAAACUCCGCGAAUCCAACACCGCCCGUGAUGCACGGUUACUCGAAUUCCUGCGCCAUAUCUUCGCCACGGAUGCGAAUACGUUCAUCUCGCUUACUGCGCAUUCUGGUGCGAUCACGAGUAUCCUGGAGGUAAUUGGGCAUCGUGAGUUUGCGCUUGCCACGGGUGGGGUUAUUCCUGUUGUUGUUAAGGUGGAGAGGGUGGCUGGGCCUGCGCCGGUGAGGAAGAUUGAUCCGUGGGAACAGGCACCUGUGUGUAAGGUUGAUCCUAAGGUUAAGGGGGUUGUGGGGAGUACCGUGGAGGUUUUGGCGGAGGUGUAG